UGGUCUUCUCGCAGACCAGUCUGACAUAGAUGUUGUGGCAGUGUUGGGAGACAGUUAGAUGGGACCCGUGGUAGACGGAGUAGUGGUGGGAGGCUGGCUCCAGGACUAUACUCCACUGUGGCCACGUCUCCAGGACCAGGUAGAGGGCCAGGAAGAACACUGCCACACCAAACACAACAUACUCCUGCACAAUAAUGACAAAGAGGAACGAUGCAAUGGCCACUGCGAGGUAAAGGUAGAACCAAGAGUGUCGAGAUGUGUAGACAAACACUGCAGAACAGGAGAAGUCAGUGAUCAGUGUGUGAUCAAAGCAUGGUGGCUACCUUUAUUUUCGUCUUCUCCUUCGCUGGAGGCAAGGUGGAAGGGAUGGUAGGGAUUUGCCUGCAACUGGCGUUCUAAAACAGCCUCGGGCGCUUGAAAAAUGCCCAAGGCAGACAGAAGACCCAUCACACGAUUGGAUAAGCACCGACGUGUGUGGAGAGUUGCGGGGAGCCCUGUGCGCCCGCCCGGCUGAUCGUUGCCGUGGUUACCAAAUAACACAAAAAACGGCGGAUUUUUCUUUCACUGUCGGUCGAAGUAAAGCAGGAGCCUUUCCAGAAUGUCGUACAGAGAUCUGAGAAAUUUCACGGAGAUGAUGCGAGCGCUGGGCUAUCCCAGGCUGAUUUCCAUGGAGAAUUUCCGAACUCCGAAUUUCCAGCUGGUUGCAGAGAUACUCGCCUGGCUGGUCAAUAGGUAUGAUCCAUCUGCUGACCUACCCACUGAAGUGGACACUGAACAAGACAGAGUGAUCUUUAUAAAGUCCAUCGCACAGUUUAUGGUGUUGAAGGAACUGCUCAAGAUAUCUAGUCUCCUUUAUACUGCCAUGACCACUCAUCAGAAGUCCGGAUUGUCUGAGGACACAAGUACACAGAAGAACAUGGAGUUAUCUGUAAAGUCUACUGAUCUGAAGGCAUGCAGACAGUUAGCCUCUGAGAUCACGGCCCGAGGAGCCAAGCUGCACGAGCUCCUGGGCAGGGAAGUAGAGUUGAGGCCGUCAAUGAAGGAGCCGGGUGGAGUGCCACGCCCACACAUCGUGGACUCGUUCCUGUCUCGAUUCCAUUCCAGCAGCACGGACAGUGGACCAGCCUACACCGUUUCGAAAAGUGCACUGCAGGAGUGUGUGUGCCAGUUGUCCAGUGACGUUCUUCACAGAGAGAAGGAGACCUUCCAAAUAUAUUCAGGCCACUAUGAAGGGCUGGUCCGGAGCCUGUACUGUCAGCUGUACCAGAGAGACAGACAAAUAGACAUGUGGAGAGAGAGGGCGGAGUCUGUUGCCAGGGACAACCACACCCUGGCUCUCGUCACUGCCGGAGAACUUACCCACUCCAGUCUCUUAGAACUGACAGCUCUAAGAGUGAGGAUUCGAGAACUGGAGAACCAGCUACAGACCCAGGAGUCCCAACUGAGGAAGGCCAUCCGACAGGAGUACUCCUCCCUCACCCACAACCUCCUCUCUUCCUGUGCGGCCAUCACUGCCAGAUACCACGACUACCGCUCCUCUCUCUUCUCUGACGUCCUCCGCUGCGUCAGCGAGGUACGAGGGGGCAUGGCAGAGGGCGUGGCCAGAGCCAAGGAGACUCACGGUGGCCCCGCCCACCUAGGUGUCACCGUGACGACAAACCUACGUGGCGAGGAAGAGUGCAAAGUUCAGAGCGAGAAUGCCAAACUGAACAAUCUGUUGCUGAAGCAGAGAGGAAUGAAUAUACUUCGCCGUAGUGCCGAGGAGGGUGCGCGGGUGAGAGAGGUGGGGAGGUGGAGGGGUGAGUGGGAGGAGGUGAAACGAGAAGGGCUGGAGCAGAAGAUGGUGGCUGAGGUGGAGAUGAGAUCUCUGCGUGCACAAGUCAAUUCCCUACAGAAGAGACUGGGAGAGGUGGAGAAGGAGAGGGAAUUGGCAGUGAUCGAACUGCAGAACAAGAAAGAGGUUUCCUCGAACUCCACUGCUGUCAAAUCCACCGACAACAAGACACAGCUGCAAUUUAGCCAGAAAUCAAGAGCCGUCACUUCCAAAAUGAAGGAGCUGGUCGGACAGUUGGAGCAAAAAGAGAAGAAAAUUGGAGAAUUAGAGAGUGCCUGGGAGAAACACCACAGACACGAUGCAGAAGGACAAAAACGGCUUUCACACGAACUCCACGGUGCUAAACAGCAACUGGAACACGAGAGACAACUGAAGAGAGAGGCUUUCCACCAAGUUGAUGAUCUGCUCACUCAGGUUCAUGAUUUGGAAGGCCAAAACCACGCAUCACUGAGGGCCCUACAGUCCCGGAGACACAGUAGCACCACUCCUUCCUCCACCCCUCACACCCUCCCCGGCACCGCCCACACAUCCUCCCGGCCCACCCUCAUGGGCAGUAGUCUCCGUCCUCACACCUCCUCUGCCGACCACACCCGACACCACUCCCACACUGCUGCAAGCUCCGCCCACAGCAGUCGGCCCGGCUCCCACCAGCAUCCCAGCAGACCAAGGCCUAAAUCUCAGCAGAGUUCUCGAGCCACCACUGAUCCUUCCAAUGCCCACAACAGCGGCAGUAGUCGCACAGUGGAUCUCUCACAAGAAAUACUCGCCCUCAGACUAAUCUAGACCAUAACGUAGCCGCUGUAAUACCCACUGACCACGGACGCUAAAAAUGCAGUUCAUUCAGCAUAUUAUACAGGUGAAUAUUAUAGAAUAAAAAUUUGACAAACUCAACACACUUAUAUAAUUAUUAUGAAUAAUCUUGCACUUAAUGUGAAGAUGUUAAUGAUAGCAAAAUUAAUAGUAAAGCAGCCAGUAUUAUAUUGAUUGAAUAUAUUAGCAUAAAUAAAAUAAAUAGGGGGCUGAAAGAAUAAUGGCAUAUGUACCAAAAAAACUGAUACACAAAUCACAAAAACAUCGAAAUGAACCUUAUCAUCACAUGUUGUCAAUGUGUGAACACUUCUCCCAGCAUGCACCUGGCCCCGCCCCCUCCCAGGCUCUCGAUCGUCGGCAGGGGAACGUGGAGAAUGACGUCGACGUGUCUCCGUAGCGACGCCAACUGGUCAGACCGGAACGACUCGUACGCUGCGCUCGACAUGACCAGCAACCUCUCACCUCCAGGCCCGCUCAACUGUAGAAUAUUCCCUGCAAAAUUGAACACUUGCUCCUCGUCAAUAUCGACUAGCUCUUUGUUGCUUGAUCUGAUGGUGUCCAGCACCAUCUUUCUCUGGCCAGCUUCUCUGAUUAGCUCCGUGCAGAGGACUACAAAACCGUCUCCAACGCUACAGAUGACGUUGGUGUGGUAAACGGGACGGAGUUUGCCGUCCUCUGCUAGUUGAGUAGCCUCGAAUGCGACCGGUGUGUAGCCGAAAUCCCGGCAGAACCCUACGAGGACCUCCGGGUGCGUACGCUGAGAGAGACACGCGUAGCAGAGGCGGUUCGUUCGGUCCAGUACCAUGCUCCCUGUCCCUUCUAGAAACAUCCCCUGGUUCUCCCACGGCGAAUAAUCGACGAUGUCGGCGCGGAGCUCUCGGCAGAGACUCUCGACCACGUCCAUUCGUCUCUCUCGCCGUCUGUUCUCGGCCAUCAUGGGGUAGAGAGCUAUCUUGCCUUCGUGAAACGACACCCAGUUGUUGGGAAACACGGCGUCCGUACAAUCCUUGUGUUCUUCCAGCGGCUCUACCACUAAAACGCGCACUCCGUUCCCCCUCAGUAGAGAGACGAGUCCCUCGAACUCCUUCGUUGCCAGGCCCACAAUCUGGUCACUGCUGGCUCCCUUCAGCUGGUCGGGAAGGGUUUGGUAGAUGUUGUCGGUAGCCGUAGCUAGGUUCAGGUUGAAGUACUUGGGCGCCACCAUUAGAACGGUGUCCGCGGUCUGAGGAGAAACGGACACGUUUUGUUCGAUCGCAGCGUGCGAGAGGGAGAGCAAACGAGCGGUGGUCAGCAGAGAUAGGCGCGACCUCGGCGGCACCAGUAGGCGAUGUAGAGACGCCAUUAGAGGACGAGAAAGCACUGCCCUUACCGACGACGCCAUGAUGUUGAUAGUAGCAAGCCUAGCCAGCUAGGUUGGUUUGACCGGUUUUACGAGAAA
This is a messenger RNA of Geodia barretti, 4082 nucleotides long. The record is from the annotation of a GenBank genome assembly. Lineage: Eukaryota; Metazoa; Porifera; Demospongiae; Tetractinellida; Geodiidae.